Molecule: messenger RNA, 1243 nt
Organism: Pyrus x bretschneideri (Chinese white pear)
Lineage: Eukaryota; Viridiplantae; Streptophyta; Magnoliopsida; Rosales; Rosaceae
Product: short-chain dehydrogenase TIC 32, chloroplastic
Exons: 8
Coding region: 192-1139 (315 amino acids)
Source: RefSeq, a predicted model, not a curated record
CUCGUCGGGGCCCACUCAAUACUUAGAAAAAUCAUCAUAUAAACCGCAAAUUUUACAUAGUCCAACGUCAGUGGUUGUCUGUCAGAUUUCCAUGUUGUGUUUGGAAGUCUUGCACUGUGAAAUUGUUUCACCAGAUUCAAUUGAUUUGGUAUAAUCUGUCUGAGUGAGUGACCAAGAUCUUGCAAAAAAAAAUGUGGAUAUUUGGGUGGAAAGGGCCGUCUGGAUUUUCAGCCCGUUCUACUGCAGAGGAAGUUACUCAGGGAAUUGAUGGAACCGGUCUCACUGCAAUCGUUACAGGAGCAUCGAGUGGUCUUGGUUUGGAGACAACACGAGUUCUAGCCUUGCGUGGUGUUCAUGUCGUAAUGGCAGUAAGGAAUACUGAUGCUGGUAGGAAUGUUAAAGAGGAAAUACUUAAGGAAAUCCCCACGGCCAAAAUCGAUGUCAUGGAGCUUGAUCUCAGCUCAAUGGCAUCAGUUAGGAAGUUUGCAUCGGAAUACAACUCAUCUGGUCGACCAUUGCAUAUUCUGAUUAAUAAUGCAGGGGUUAUGGCAACUCCGUUCAUGCUUUCAAAAGACAACAUUGAAAUGCAGUUUGCAACCAAUCAUUUAGGCCAUUUUCUUUUGACAAACCUUCUGUUAGAAACCAUGAAAAAGACAACAAAGGAAAGCAACAAAGAAGGAAGGAUCGUGAAUUUAUCAUCAGAGGCUCACCGAUUUGCAUAUACCGAGGGGAUUCGUUUUGACAAGAUUAAUGAUGAAUCAGGAUACUCCAGUAUGUAUGCUUAUGGACAAUCAAAACUUGCGAAUAUAUUGCAUGCUAAUGAGCUCACAAGGCGCUUGAAGGCAGAAGAGAUUAAUAUAACUGCUAAUUCCCUUCACCCCGGAUCAAUUGUUACCAAUCUUCUACGCCACCACAGUUACAUUAAUGCCAUUGCCGGCUUCUUAGGUAGACUUAUGCUUAAAAAUGUUCAGCAGGGGGCAGCAACUGAAUGCUAUGUAGCGUUGCAUCCGCAAGUUAAGGGUGUCAGCGGUGAAUACUUUAUGGACAGCAACAAAGCCGACCCGACCCUUCAAGCCAAAGAUGCUGAAUUGGCAAAGAAGCUAUGGGAUUUCAGUGUGAGCCUGACGGAUCCAAAGUAAUCAGGAACAAAAGAUUGGUCAGACUAAAUACGUGUUGUAAAAUUACAAGUGUUUUUCAUGUAACUGUCUGAGACUUUAUUCGAAGCUAAAAUGUUGAAUGAUCA